Trichobilharzia szidati is the source of this 417-nucleotide messenger RNA. Lineage: Eukaryota; Metazoa; Platyhelminthes; Trematoda; Strigeidida; Schistosomatidae. The record is from the annotation of a GenBank genome assembly.
AUGAUGUAUAAAAAGCCAGACUGGUAUAAAUAUUUUACUCCUGUUGCUUCAGUGACAAGAACACAUUGUGUACUUGAAUGGCCUGAGUCAAAUUUCGCGUCUGAAUUCCCUGUGUUUUGUCCUACUCAUGGUUGUUUAAGUCAAUGUCAUAGGAAAACUAAUGAGGGUGGUGAUGAUGAUGAUGAUAAAGUUAAUCUGACCAAAUCGAAUAUCAAUGGAAAUGGUGAUGCAAAACUUGAAAAUGAUUCAGAUAAUAAAAUUAUUGAAAAUAUUUUAAGAAAUAUUUGGAAGAAUGAGUUAUCAAACUAUUUGAAAAACUUUUAUUCUACUGGAAAUGCAUCUGAUGUAUUAAAAAGACGCCAAGAAUGCUUUACCGGAAAGCCAGCAACCUCAUCACCACUUUGUAUAUUAACAUAG